Endocarpon pusillum Z07020 is the source of this 1374-nucleotide messenger RNA. RefSeq lists its product as uncharacterized. The record is from RefSeq and is a predicted model, not a curated record. NCBI's taxonomy places the organism in Eukaryota, Fungi, Ascomycota, Eurotiomycetes, Verrucariales, Verrucariaceae. The transcript has a single exon. Bases 1 to 1374 code for a protein of 457 amino acids.
AUGACCGACUCAAAACCGUACUUUCAAGUGCCAAAAUUGGCCUCGGGGCCACAAUGGCCAGCAAGUUCCAAAUAUUUUGUCCCUGGUAUGGUGGACAUUGGACGUGUGAAGCGCCUUCUGACGAACGAUACCCGGUACCCGUCCAGUGGAGAAGAGGAUUUGUCAGGUCUCUGGUUUGCCACAGAUGGCACGGUUCGACGAUUGGUUUCAACUUCCAUUGAAGAAGACCGGGCAACUACAUCCAUUAGCCCUUUACAAGGUGGGACUGUGGUCAUUUUCGUCAAGCAAAAGCGUCGCGUCUUUCUGCAAGCUAGCUACAGUGAAAUCCAGCUCCGUUCCGAAAGGUGGCAUAACCUCUUGGAACAUCUCCACAUUCUUCCACCAGCGAUUCAAGGACUUCAUGACAAUAAUGGCGGCCAUGGUAUUUACGUUUCUUCAUGCGUUUCUGGGGGUAUACAUGCUUGUAACCUACCGUUUCCUGCGGAUCAACCUUGUGCAUAUCAUAUUUGGUUCAAGCUGGGGACUUGGAGCAACGCCGAGCACUUCAUCUAUGCACGCUACGAUUUUCAUACAGGCUCCAGUAUCAUUCUAGAUGCCGGAACUGACGGAGAAUUGCACGCAGAGAAGUUGAUCGAAAGAUUGCAAGGGGUACCAAACAUCCACAUCUUCAACGUCAUACUGGCUCUCCUCGCCCUUUGGUUUUACCAGACCGACGACUACCGUUGGCAGCUAGAUUAUGCCACCCAAGCAAUUGAGAGUAAGACCGGAUAUAACGGCUUAGCAUCCCCCACGAUCAAGCCGCUGGCUCCACAAGAACUAACCUUGACAAAGGACAUCGCCCAGGCAGCUGAUCGCAUCCAAGGAACUAUUACCACGGCAACAAAUCUUGCAAAUCUUUUCCAAUUCGCGCAAGAUCAAUGGAAACAAUUCAUUAACACCUUGGAAACCUCUCCAGCGCCACCCAUACCAAUACCAUCUCGAGACAUAGCAGCGCUGAGCAAUGCGCUAUUGCAGCUCCUUAGUCAAGUCACUGCUCAGCUUCAUCAGACGCGAGGCUUGAGGAUCAGGGUUGAGGCCCAAUUCCACAUCAUCAAUUCGCUCAUUGCACAACGUGACAACCAAGCCAACAUUGACCUCGCAUCUGCAGCAUUGAUGGACACCGAGAUCAUGCGCGACAUCAGUCUUGUCACCUACCUCUUCUUGCCAGGGACUUUUCUUGCCGCCUUCUUCAGCAUGGUAUUUUUUGAAAGAGACAGCAACUCGCAUCUCGUUGUCAGCAAGUGGAUCUGGAUCUAUUUCGCAUGCGCAGUGCCGCUGACGCUGGGGCUGGCGUCGCGGUACGUAUGGCGCCAACGGUCGAGACGCGCCAAAUAA